Colletotrichum paranaense is the source of this 489-nucleotide messenger RNA. RefSeq lists its product as uncharacterized. Bases 1 to 489 code for a protein of 162 amino acids. NCBI's taxonomy places the organism in Eukaryota, Fungi, Ascomycota, Sordariomycetes, Glomerellales, Glomerellaceae. The transcript has 3 exons. The record is from RefSeq and is a predicted model, not a curated record.
AUGCCGCCUAGCGAAUUUAGUCUAGCUGACGGUCAGAGCUCAGGGUUCAUUGACAACUUGGGCUAUUGCAGUGUCUUGCCUGUCUCUCGCUGGACAAAUGUUUCGGACGACGAUGAAGCGCUGACCAGCCUGCUGCAUCUGUUCUGGACCUGGGACAGUACAUUAUCCAAUAUAGUCGACAAGGGACGUUUCGUUGCAGACAUAUGUAGCGGUGGGCCUGGGCUUACAAUAGCAAGCCGAAAGGUGUUUUGUUCUUCUUUCCUCGUCAACGCCGUCCUCACUGUAUCCGCUCUGCAUUCAGCCAGAAGGUGUUACGCCUUCGAUCCAAACGCUAUCGCUCUCGCCCGUCUCUUCGCAGACGAAGCGUGUCAGUUGCUCGAAUCAGAGAGACGCGUAGGUUCCUUGACUUUCUUACAGGGAGCAUCUAUUCUCUGUUCGGGAGGCAUGGUCAGAGUUGGGCUUCGAAAAGGGCGACUUUACUGUGUUUAA